CUCCAUUUCUUUUUCAUUAUCAGUUAUUGGACCUUCAAAUUAAUUGGGCCCAAUAAAAUUAUCCUACUGGCCCAUGUGAACUAGCCCAAUUACUAGGCCCAUGAAGAGACUGAGGCCCAAUACGUUACCAGAUAUCACUCACGGUAGAUCGCUUCUAUAGCACGCCCCCCAAACACAUCGCUUUUAUGGUUGUCCGUACAAAAAGGCGCAGAAACAUUGGAUAAUCUUGGCGAUUCGUUCGACGACUCAGUCCCUCGGUCUGAGUCAACUCGCCCCUUAGACGAAGACAACGGUGGCUAGGUCGACUACAACUCACAGCAAUUCGACUCUUUCUCUGGCGGAGAUGAAGUUUUCGAUUCGCAUCAGCCCUUCAACGGACCCAGCGGAGAGUUCGAGCCGGAGGAGAAUGGGAAGGGGUUCAAUGGAGAGUUUCGUGGCCUGAUAUAAAAAAAAAAAAAAAUGGAGAGUUUGGUGGAUUGGACGGUCCGAUUUUGCCGCCUCUAUAGGAGAUGGGGACUGAGGAGGGAUUUGCCCUUAGAGAAUGGAGAAGACGAUAAUGAUUUAUCUUGUGGCUGUAUUGAUAUUCAGAGAGAAUGCAAUAAGAUUGGAGGAGAAGGAGAAGAGGGAAAAAGAGCUAUUGAGCCAAAUGAUUGAGGAAGCUGGUGAAUACAAGGUUGAGUUCUACAGGAAGAGGGAGGUCACCUGUGAGAACAAUAAAGUCACUAACAGGGAAAAGGAGAAGAUAUGUUCUCAAAUUUCACAUCUAUCAUUGUAUAUGGUACAGUGGAAGGAAGAGGACUUGUGUUAAUCAAUGGUAAGGAGUGCUUGUAAAAGUGUGAAGUUUCAUCCAUGUCAUGCUUUCAUAACUUCUUAAUGGGUAGAAUGUUAAUCUAAUCAGUAAGAAUUUGAUGCAUAUUAAGUCAUCCUUCCUGCAUCUGCUGCUCAAGGACUUGAGAAACUGAAAGAACUGCGUCUGGAUAAUUGUUAUCAAUUGGAAGCUGUUCUUGCAAAACAGCAAGAAGGAGAAGAAACCAUUGAGAAUUUGGUGUUUUCUCAACUAAGAAUGCUUUCACUAGUCGACCUUCCCAACCUUACAGGCUUUUGCACGGAUUAUACCUUGACUUUCAAAUGGCCAUCGUUGAAAAAGUGGAGGUGGUUCGCUGUCCCAAGAUGCAGAUGUUUGCUGCUGUCGUGGCUUCUGAUGGAGACUAGAACACGCCAAAUUUGAAGAUGAUAAAAGUUGAUGGUGUUGAUAUAAUGCUUGAUGGAACAGACGUAAACAGAGUCAUGCAAGGCCACUAUAGAGGCAAGGUAUACAUCAUCUUUAUAGUGCUAAACAUCAGAAUAUAUAUAUAUAAAUAUAUACACUUUU
Messenger RNA from Hevea brasiliensis (rubber tree), 1372 nucleotides. Its product is annotated as clathrin light chain 2-like. The record is from RefSeq and is a predicted model, not a curated record. Gene Ontology annotation, cellular component: clathrin coat of coated pit; plasma membrane; clathrin coat of trans-Golgi network vesicle. Gene Ontology annotation, biological process: intracellular protein transport; clathrin coat assembly; clathrin-dependent endocytosis. The transcript is spliced from 3 exons. Lineage: Eukaryota; Viridiplantae; Streptophyta; Magnoliopsida; Malpighiales; Euphorbiaceae. Bases 542 to 808 code for a protein of 88 amino acids. Gene Ontology annotation, molecular function: clathrin heavy chain binding; structural molecule activity.